AUGGGGUUUCUCCACGUUGGUCAGGCUGGUCUCAAAUUCCCGACCUCAGGAGAUCUGCCCGCCCCAGCCUCCCAAAAUGCUGGGAUUUCAGGCGUGAGCCACCGCGCCCAGCCUCCUUUAGGGUUUAACGGUCUGUUGACAUUCAGGGACGUGGCCAUAGAAUUCUCUCAGGAGGAGUGGAAAUGUCUGGACCCUGCUCAGAGGACUCUAUACAGAGACGUGAUGCUGGAGAAUUAUAGAAACCUGGUCUCCCUGGCUAUCUCUUCCAAAUGCAUGACAAGGAAGUUCUCAUCAACAGGGCAAGGCAGUACGGAAGUGAUCCACACUGGGACAUUGCAAAGACAAGCAAGUCAUCACAUUGGAGAUUUUUCCCUCCAGGAAAUUGAGAAAGAUUUUCAGGACUUUGAGUUUCAGUGGCAAGAAGAUGAAAGAAAUGGCCAUGAAGCACUCAUGACAGAAAUCAAAAAGUUGACUGGUAGUACAGACCGACAUGAUCAAAGGCAUGCUAGAAACAAGCCUAUUAAAGAUCAGGUUGGACAAAGCUUUCAUUUGCAUCUGCCUGAACUGCAGGUAUUUCAGAGCAAAGGGAAAAUUGAUAAUCAGGUUGAGAAGUUUAUCAGUGAUGCUUCCUCGGUUUCAACAUCCCAAAGAAUUUCUUGUAUUCCUAAAACCCAUAUUUCUAAUAAGUAUGGGAAUAAUUUCCUCCAUUCUUCAUUACUCACACAAAAACAGGAGGUACACAUGAGAGAACAAUCUUUCCAAUGUAAUGAGAGUGACAAAGCCUUUAAUUGUAGCUCACUGUUAAAAAAACGUCAGAUAACCCAUUUAGGAGAGAAACAAUAUAAAUGUGAUGUAUGUGGCAAGGUCUUUAAUCAGAAGCGAUACCUUGCAUGCCAUAGUAGAUGUCACACUGGUGAGAAACCGUACAAGUGUAAUGAGUGUGGCAAGACCUUCAGUCACAUGUCGUGCCUUGUAAUUCACAAGGCAAUUCAUACUGGAGAGAAACCUUACAAGUGUAAUGAAUGUGGCAAGGUUUUUAAUCAACAAUCAAACCUUGCACGUCAUCGUAGACUUCAUACUGGAGAGAAACCUUACAAAUGUGAAGAAUGUGACAAAGUUUUCAGUCGCAAAUCACACCUUGAAAGACAUAGGAGAAUUCACACUGGAGAGAAACCAUACAAAUGUAAGAUUUGUGACAAGGCUUUUGGACGUGAUUCACACCUGGCACAACAUAUUAUAAUUCACACUAGAGAGAAACCUUACAAGUGUAAUGACUGUGGCAAGACCUUCGUUCAAAAUUCAUCUCUUGUAAUGCAUAAGGUCAUUCAUACUGGAGAGAAACGUUACAAGUGUAAUGAAUGUGGCAAAAGUUUUAAUCACAAAUCAAGUCUUGCAUAUCAUCAUAGACUUCAUACUGGAGAGAAACCUUACAAGUGUAAUGAUUGUGGCAAGGUUUUUAAUCGAAAAUCAAACCUUGCACGUCAUUAUAGACUUCAUACUGGAGAAAAACCUUACAAAUGUGAAGAAUGUGACAAAGUUUUCAAUUUCAAGUCACUCCUUGAAAUACAUAGGACAGUUCAUACUGGAGAGAAACCAUACAAAUGUAAGGUUUGUGACAAGGCAUUCAGGUAUGAUUCACAUUUGGCACAACAUGCUGGAAUUCACAUUGGAGAGAAACCGUACAAGUGUAAUGAGUGUGGCAAAGCCUUCUGUGGCCAGUCAACACUCAUUCACCAUCAAGCAAUCCAUGUUGUAGGGAAACUUUACUAAUGUAAUGAUUGUCGCAAAGUCUUCAGUAACGCUACAACCAUUGCAAAUCAUUGGAGAACCAUAACGAAGUGAGAUCUUACAAGUGUUAUAAAUGUGGCAGAUUUUUCAGGCAUCAUUCUUACCUUGCAGUUUAUCAGCGAACUCAUACUGGAGAGAAACCUUACAAAUGUGAUGACUGUGGCAAGAUCUUCAGUCAAGUUUCAUCUUACACAAAACAUAGGAGAAUUCAUACAGGAAAGAAACCUCACAAGUGUGAUGAUUGUGUCAAAGCCUUUAUUUCACGUUCAUGCCCCAUU
Mandrillus leucophaeus (drill) is the source of this 2066-nucleotide messenger RNA. RefSeq names its product zinc finger protein 701-like. Gene Ontology annotation, molecular function: RNA polymerase II cis-regulatory region sequence-specific DNA binding; DNA-binding transcription activator activity, RNA polymerase II-specific. Gene Ontology annotation, cellular component: nucleus. The coding region runs from base 1 to 1770 and encodes 589 amino acids. The record is from RefSeq and is a predicted model, not a curated record. The transcript is spliced from 4 exons. Gene Ontology annotation, biological process: regulation of transcription by RNA polymerase II. Lineage: Eukaryota; Metazoa; Chordata; Mammalia; Primates; Cercopithecidae.